Molecule: messenger RNA, 5495 nt
Organism: Haliotis rubra (blacklip abalone)
Lineage: Eukaryota; Metazoa; Mollusca; Gastropoda; Lepetellida; Haliotidae
Product: NEDD8-conjugating enzyme Ubc12
Exons: 5
Coding region: 128-643 (171 amino acids)
Source: RefSeq, a predicted model, not a curated record
AUUGUCAUGUCUGUGUGUCGCUUUAUCGGAGGAUCCUGAAGUUUCGCGAAGAUAGUGAUCGUUUCAUUUCUUCUAAUAGGAAUUCUUUAAAAUACGGCAUUUGUAGUCAUAGGUUCUUGUUAUAAUCAUGAUUAAGUUAUUCUCACUAAAACAACAAAAGAAAGAUGGCGAAAGUACCACGGCAGAAAGAGGAAAGAAAGCAUCCGCUGCGCAACUCAGAAUUCAGAAAGAUAUCAAUGAACUAAACCUGCCCAAGACUUGUCAAGUGGACUUUCCAGAUCCUGAUGAUCUCCUCAGCUUCAAACUCAUCAUUUCCCCAGACGAAGGUUUUUACCGAGGUGGCAAGUUUAUAUUCAGCUUUAAAGUAGGUCCCGGUUAUCCCCACGAUCCGCCGAAAGUGAAGUGUGAAACUAUGGUGUACCACCCCAACAUAGACCUAGAGGGUAACGUCUGUCUCAACAUUCUCAGAGAAGAUUGGAAGCCUGUAUUAACUAUCAACUCUAUAGUUUAUGGAUUACAGUACUUGUUUUUGGAACCUAAUCCUGAGGAUCCUUUAAACAAGGAAGCAGCGGAGGUGUUACAGUCAAAUAGGAGACUGUUUGAACAGAACGUUUCUAAAUCUAUGCGCGGGGAGGAUAUGUAGGAUCUGUACUUUUCGAAAGGUGCUUAAAAUGAGGAUGGUUGCUACUACGACGGAGUUGUUUGUUGUCAGAGACCUGAAGGGUAGUGCCUUGCUCUACCUUAUGUUCAUGCACUAUGCGUUAUCGGAAUUCUUACGAGCUCCAACGUAUUGUGACAUUUUGUGAUCACAGACACCCCAUGUACUCCAUGGAAUGGUGUGUUUUGAACGAGUGCUGGGUAACUGAUUGUAUUUUACUGAAAGGGAAGCCAGUAAAUUUACCAUUUUCUACUUCUCUAAACAACUGUUUAUAAGCAUAUUUAUGUACUUGGUGAGAUAACUUGAAAAUUACAAGUUUUCUUGAGAAACACCACAUUUUCUUCAGUAAAAUACAAACAAGUGUAUCAUUAUUCUGCCUCUUUGCAUAUAUUGUACUGAUUAUGUUCCUGUCAAUUUUAUGACAGGAGUAGAGGGGAUCAUGUCAAAAUAUUUGUGUCAUUUUAAGAUAAUGAUUUUAGUGUGAAAUAUAAUGUCCUGCAUUUCCUGUUUGUUGACAAUAGAUGAUGUUCUGUGAGACAAGUUGUCGUUAAAAAUGAUGUGAAAAGUUUUGACAUGGUCCCCAUUGUUAAUAUGCAUUGUUCUGAGGCUAUAUUUAGAAAUACAUGUGUAUGAAUAAUGACCGAUUCAUGUCUUUAUUAAUGAUAACUCUACUGUCCUGGGCCCUUAUUCUCGAAACGUUCGUAGCCCUAAGAAUUCUUAACUUUGAUCGUAACCAAUGUGUUAAGAAUUGGUUUAAGAAGUUCGAAGGGCUACGGACAUUUCGAGAAUAGCUAGCCUGGAACUAUUUUAUUCUGUAUGCAAACAGAUUAAGAUUAUAUCAGGAAUAUCCAAUUACAGCUGUCAAACUAAAAUGCCUUUCACAGUUAAUGCGUUCAGCAGGUGAUUGGGUUUGAAAGCUUUUAUCUCCUCAUUUCCUCAUAAAUAUUAAGGUGGUUUUGUUUCGUCUGUAACCAUGGUAACACAAGUAUAGGUACACGAACAGUUUCAGUUCAAGUGUGGCAUUAUAAAGAAUUAUUUUUGUAUUAUUCUUUCACAAGUAUAGUGGAAACAAUUAGAGAUUGGAUGUCAAGAAAAUCAUAAACAUCAUGGUAGUACAGUGGAACCUCAUUAACACUCAAUUCAGUAUACUGUAAACAGAUAUGCCAACCUCUAUGGUUUUAUCGUAGUCUGCAAAUUUUAGCCUCAGACUACGCCAAUACGAGUGCACUAGAAAUUCUACAAAGUUGAAGAAAAUUCAUUAAAAUUCAGUAUAAUGUAAAUGCACAAACACAGCAAAAUGUACAAAUCAGCUUUUAAGAGGAAUAUUCGAGUUACAAGGUGGCUCGAAAAUCAGAUAGGUUAUCUUGGCGAUGUUUACAUACAAAUUUGGAGUCAAUCUUUUUUUUGAGAGAAUACGAGAUGUCUAUACUAAUGUUUGAUGGCUUCAGUUUUCAUAAGACCGGCAAGAUUAGUCAUUAAUAAGGCUGGGGAAAUAGCAAUGGGUUACUUAGUGGUCUCUCACAGAACUUCGUGUGCAGAGUUGUGUCCCUUUGUAACUUGUAUCAUAUGCUCCUUUGCCCAUUGCAACCUUUCCAGGGUUGUUGCUCCUACCAACAGGCUUCACAUAAAGUGACAUACAUGUCUUUAGGUAGUCAAUCUUACUAUUUCCAAAACAAUUUUAUUUUUCAAAUUGACAAACAAACAAGAUAAGUUUGCUGGGGAAUAAAUAGUAGUGCAUCAUGGCAGUAUUCAUGAUCAGCCAUUUGUGAUCUCAGCUCCAUGCAGGGUUAUUGGCCACCAGCACAUGGGGAGCUGUGACUGGUGGCAGCUGCUGUAAAGAGCUCUGUAAACUGCCAGUUACUGUAAGGAGCUUGGCUAUGCAUCUUUCAGCUGACAUACCAUGAUAUGACCAAAACACUGUGCAAGGCAGAGGAAAUCCAAAAGUCCAUCACCUUUAGGAAUGGGAUAAUUUAUUUUUCAAAUUUGAUGAUUUAGAUAAAUGAAGCUCUCAAACGACUAUGGUACAGUAACACAAGGCCUUCGUAUCUUAUUGUUACAGUGUUUCAGUAGAGUGCUCUUUCAGUAUUGGGGGCGGAUUAGCCUAGUGUUUAAAGCGUUCGCUCGUCACGUCGAGAACCCAGGUUCGAUUCCCAACAUAGGUACAAUGUGUGAAGCCCAUUUCUGGUGUCCCCCGCCGUGAUAUUGUUGGAAUAUUGCUAAAAACAGCAUAAAACCAUACUCUCACACUCACUCACUCACUUUGAGUGGCAUAUAUAUCGGGUUGUCACAAGCUGAUAGAGUUGAUGAUGGUUCCACGACAUCAUGUAUGUCUACACUUCCUUUUACAAGUUGUAUAAAGGAAGAAAACAAUCUUUUUAUGUGUUUUAUUUUCUUGGAUUUUCUUUUCACCUAUGCCUGCUACCUUUGUUAUUACGCUGUCAGCUAGCAUGGUUAUAUAUUCCUAUUAGUGUAAUUCUCAGUGUUUAUGGCUAUAAGCAUUAUAAGACCAUUGUGUACUAUAAUACUUGUGAGACAAAAUUCCUAAGUACAAAUGAGGGACAAAUAUCAAAGAUUUGCCAAGUCCACUAAUCCACAACAUGUGAUAAUAAAGAAGAGCCGGAGACAAUUCCUUGCUGACUUCCACAUUCACAAUUAGGUAGAUGGCAGAUAACUAUUUUGGACUAAUUAAACUAAAAAUGUAUUUAUAACCAUUUUUAUGUGUCAUUUCCAUUAAUUUGUCAGCUCUGGAAUACGCAAGGACAUUUAUUUCCUUCCUAAAGUAGUGUUGAUGACAAUGUAGGUGAGUUAGUUGGGUGGAGGGUGACUGCUAUAAUGCUGAUGUUACUGUCCUUUUUAGUUCUGUUUGGAAACCUUGUCUUACUAAAAGCAGCAUGAUCAGACUUAGAUAUUAACAAGUAAGCCUCCUUACCAUACUGUGGACUGGAGUAAAGAGUCACAUACAUGCUCUUCCUAUAUUAUGUAGUGGAAACUGAUUCAGAAGGUUGUCUGUUCUAUGCUGUAAUGAGUAAAUUGGUGAAUGACAAAAUAACAGAAUUUUGUAGCUGAAAUUAUAAGCUAAGGAACAACAACAUAGUUAUAACAGAAAAUAUUUGUUUCUUUUCUCUGAAAUGAACGAUAUUAAUUGCCUUCCAGCCUUCUUAAUUCAAUUAGGACUUUGUGUAUGGUUAGAGGUUAAUGAGCUCACGUUAAUCUUUAUGCUAUGGUGAUUUCACGAGAUUUAGAAGCAAGUUUGGUUCCUGAUAUGGAUGCUGCUGUUGUCAGUUGGUUGACAAUUUACUUUGUGAUAACUCUGUUCAGUGGUUUCACAUUUUAAGGUAACAGUUUUGACGCAGUUUGAAUUAAAACAACACAAUGAAUGAUUGACAUACAUGCGAAAGUCAAGUUUCUAUCAAUCCAAGGAGUCUAAAAGUCAAGAGGUAGUGUUAUAAUCUGUUCAUUCCCGUAUGUACCUCAUAUUCCCAUUGCCCAUUUCUCACUACAAGUUGGGGUCAGAUGGCAACAGGGGUCAUUCCUGUUGCAGAUCAUUCAUGCCAUUUUGUUCAUUGUUUUGUUGAAAAGUUGAGUGAAUUUUGUUUUAAAUAUGCAUGAUGUACAUCCAAUAUGGCAGACUAGAAGUUCUAAGACCGUGUAAAUUAAUGAUCGACUCACAGAACAAUGGGAUAAAGACAUUUUGCUGGUACUGCUGUUUUUUACCCAUCUGAUGUUCUUUUAAAUGAUGGGUUUUCAUUGGUCUGACAAAAAGACCUGUGACUAUUUAGCACUGUAAAAUGUUCAUAUGAUCAACAGUACAGAUGAUAACUAGGAUUAAAAUAUCCUUCCUACCAAAGGGUGUUUUGUUUCAUUGUGGGUGCUUGUGCAGGGUUGCCUCCCCUGUUAUGCAAGGAUCUGCUGAUUAUGGAUUUAAAUUCCAGAUUUGCCCUGAUUGGAAAUCCAUGUUGGUCAAUACCUGAUGUGGGUUUCAGGUGACCUGGGGCUUGUGUGUCACUUUGGGCUAUUGUCCACCCUGAGCUGACCGGCCAUGAUGUAAGUGAAAUAGUGUUCGAAGGUGUUGAAUAUCACUUACUGGACAUUGGUCAUGUCUGAGGGCACCAGACUGGACAUGUACUGCUCAAGUCAAUGGACACACAAGUGGAAGACUGUCAUGCAGUUCCCACCACCCAAGACAGAUUAAUAACCAUGAUCAUAUGAAAAAAAAUACAGGUGUUCCCUUACUUUAUUUUGAGUUGUAUAAACAAGCCAAUUCUGCAGUUCCAAAACCUGUUUCCAAUCAAGGGAUUACACCUAGACCAAGGUUUUACUUAAAGCAGUAUGUUCCAAAGCAGGAAUCAGUGUCUUGAUGUUUUGUUUACUGAUUGGAUAAAUUUCAGAACCGUUGAUGGGGACAGGCAACUAUGGACAUAUGAGUAUCUGUGUGACUUGUAUAGAUGACCAGUUGUAAACUUGUAUACCGUAUUGUAGUUUACACAAUAUUAAAGAUACACUGCCAAAAUGAUCCUUAUUAAAUCAUAGUAAAUGCGAAAAGGUGUGCGAUAACAGAAGAGGCAUAUUCUAUCAAAGUGAAUAUACUAAAUUGUCAAAAAGUGAAAUAGCAAGAUUAGGAUAGAAGAAGAAAUUGCCAAUAAGAACGAAGCUCAGGAUGGCAUGGCCCGCUGUGCCACAGGUCGAGCCCAAGAUAUUUAUCCAACAACCAGAAGUCCUCGGUAUACAAGUAUGAAACAUGAAUAAGUGAUAUUUGUGAUUAAUAUUGUACAUGAUGUCUUUGCUGUAACAGUCAUGUAUUUUUGGUUAAUCUGAAUAAACAGCCAUGUUUGUUUUA